AUGACUCUCAGCCAGCUUUCAAGCAUCAAUUGUGAUCCCCUUGACAUUGAAGGCUACUUCAAUGCAUGUGCCGCCUUCCGCCUGAGCGGUGUGGCCCAGCCAUUCUGGCGCGAUUGGCCACUUGCAGAUCCGCAUCUGUUUUUGACUCCAGAAUCCCUGCAUCACUGGCACCGUGAGUUCUAUGAUCACGAUGUUAAGUGGUGUCUCGCAGCUGUUGGUGAGCAGGAACUAGACUUUCGCUUCUCCGUUUUACAACCACUCACGACGUUCCGACGCUUCCAUUGCGGUAUUUCAAAGCUUAAACAAGUCACUGGAAGAGCCCAGCGUGACAUGCAAUGUUAUAUUGUUGCUCUCAUUGCAGAUGCAGCCCCCCAUGGCAUUGUCAUAGCUAUUCGCGCGCUGAUGGAUUUUCGCUACUUAUCACAGGCGACAACGAUCAAUCAAGAACAUUGUCAAAAGAUUCUUGGCGCCCUCGUGGAAUUCCACAAACACAAGCAAGAUAUAAUUGCUUGCGGCACGCGUCGAGGUGCCAAGAGCAAACAGGUCCUCGACAACUGGCAUAUACCCAAACUGGAGUUGAUGCAGAGUGUCGUGCCCAGUAUACGUCAAGUCGGUUCUCUCUUGCAGUGGUCUGCCGACACCACCGAGCAUGCUCACAUCACCCUUAUCAAGGAUCCUGCAGAUUCCACCAACAACAUCAAUUAUGAUGCUCAAAUAUGCCGGUUUCUUGAUCGCCAAGAAAAGUGUUGA
Molecule: messenger RNA, 750 nt
Organism: Suillus discolor
Lineage: Eukaryota; Fungi; Basidiomycota; Agaricomycetes; Boletales; Suillaceae
Exons: 1
Coding region: 1-750 (249 amino acids)
Source: RefSeq, a predicted model, not a curated record